AUGCUGGGACUUGCCGAGUGGGUGUUUCUGGCUCAGUCCAUUGCUCAGUUCCUUCUGGGGCUGCUGGCGAAUGGUUUCAUUGGGCUGUUCAAUGGCCGUGGAUGGCUCAAGAGCAAGAGAAUCUCGUUGUAUGACUCGAUCGUCACCACCCUGGCCCUCUCCCGGAUGGUUCUGCUGUGGGUUCUCCUGUUUGAUGGGGUUUUGAUGUUAUUCUCUCCCAACGAACAUGAGAGAGGGAUUGUCAUGAAGCUGAUCGAUCUCUUCUGGACAUUUACAAAUCAUCUGAGCAUCUGGCUCACCACCUGUCUGGGUGUCCUGUACUGCCUGAAGAUCGCCAGUUUCUCCCACCCCACUUUCCUCUGGCUCAAGUGGAGGGUCUCCAGGGUGGUCUUGUGGAUGCUGCUGGGUUCCCUAUUCUUGUCCUUGGGAAGUACUCUGUCUCUGAUCCGUGAAUUUAAGGACCACUCCGGCGUCACAGAGAAUGUGACAAGUGAUAUCAGAAAGAAGAGUCAUGAAUACAAGGUGCUCCAUUUUCUUGAAAUUUUGUGGUUCCUCCCUCCCUUGGCUGUGCCCCUGGCCUCCUACUUUCUGCUCAGCCUUUCCCAGACACACACCCAUCAGAUGCAGCACCCUGUGUCUGGCUCCAGGGACCCCAGCACCGUAGCCCACAAGAGGGCCAUCAGUGUCAUCUUCUCCUUCCUCUUCCUCUCCCUGCUCUAUUUCCUUUCCUUUUCAGUCGCAUCGCCCAGUUAUUUCUUUCCAGCAACCAAGGUGGUAUCGAUGACCACAGAAGCCGCCACAAUGCUGUAUCCUAUGGGCCACUCAUUGAUCCUCAUUCUGGGGAAGCCUAAGCUGAGGCAGGCAUUUGUGAGGCUGUUCCAGUUUGAGUCUGGCAUGUGA
Messenger RNA from Echinops telfairi (small Madagascar hedgehog), 900 nucleotides. Its product is annotated as taste receptor type 2 member 3-like. NCBI's taxonomy places the organism in Eukaryota, Metazoa, Chordata, Mammalia, Afrosoricida, Tenrecidae. The record is from RefSeq and is a predicted model, not a curated record. Gene Ontology annotation, cellular component: membrane. Gene Ontology annotation, biological process: detection of chemical stimulus involved in sensory perception of bitter taste; sensory perception of taste; G protein-coupled receptor signaling pathway. Gene Ontology annotation, molecular function: G protein-coupled receptor activity; bitter taste receptor activity.